GUGAUUCAGGAGCUCUAGCCUACUUAGCGAAAGAAAAAAAAAUACUGGAGCGAAAUGAGCCUUUUGCUUUGAGUGCGCACAGUGCAGCUUCACACUGACGACUAGAAGAAAAGAGAAGAAGAAGAAGGAGGGAGAGAGAGAAACAUCCAACACUUGGCUCAUGUAUCUCUUCGAGAGCAUCCAUUUCACGGCGAUUACAGUUUGAACCAAGCGGAGGAGACAUCGCUCGCUCUCUCGCUCUCUCGGUCGGUCGGUUGGUCGGUGCGCAUUUCUCUGAGAGAAACCCGGAGCUCUUCUUCUUCUCUCCUCCGAACUCAGUUUCCUAGAGCGGCUCGCAGGCGGAGAAACACUUUUUCCUCCUCCUGCGUUGAUCGACACGGACAUUAUUCCAUCACAAGCCUGUUUACUUUGUGCAAAAAGCAGCUCGUCCGCAGCUCCAGCAGCAGAUAGAUCUGAUAGAUUUGAUAAAUAGAUUAAUAGAUUGGCUUCUUGUGCAUCUUGUUUGGUCUCGAGUGGGAAUUUGCGAUCUUUUGCACCUCAACGCACACACGGAAUAUCCAAGUUUUCCUGGAAGUUGCGCAGUGACCGAAAAUCAUGGGAAUUUGUGGCUAUCUGGCGGUGCCUGGGAAAUGCCUGGUCGUCCUCGGACUUAAAUUGUUAUUCCUUGUACCUGCAGGAGUUCCGGCCAGGAGCGGGGAUUCUGUAUUAAAGGACAACAUCACCGUCAGACAGGGGGACAGCGCUGUCUUAAAAUGCAACGUGGACAGCAAAGUAUCACGAGUGGCCUGGCUCAACCGCACCACCAUCCUCUUCGCAGGAAAUGAGAAGUGGUCCCUGGACCCCCGCGUCAUCCUGAUGGAGAACACAGCAGUCACAGAGUACAGCAUCAAGAUCCAGAACGUGGACGUCCACGACGAGGGGCCCUACGUCUGCUCCAUCCUCACUAACAAGAAACCAAAAUCCACAAAAGUGCAUCUCAUUGUUCAAGUACCCGCCAGGAUCACUAACAUAUCGAAGGACGUCACAGUCAACGAGGGCAGCAACGUCAAUCUCAUGUGUCUGGCGGUCGGCCGACCCGAGGCCAACGUCAUGUGGAAGCAUCACUCGCCAAGAGGCACUCGUAAGUUUGUGAUGGAGGGGGAACAUCUGGUGCUGACGGCCGUCACCAAGGAGCAGUCAGGCUCCUACGAGUGCAUCGCCUCUAACGACAUCUCCAACCCCGACAUCAGGACGGUCCAGGUCACCGUCAACUAUCCUCCCUUCAUUUCUAAAGCGAGGAGUACGGGUACUCCGCUCGGACAGAAAGGCGUCCUGCAGUGUGAGGCGUCUGCCGUCCCCAGGGCAGAUUUUGAGUGGUACAAAGAAGACCGCAGGCUCCUCAACGGACUAAACGGGGUGAAGAUCGAGAACCAAGGUAAACAGUCGAUGCUCGUCUUCUUCAACGUCUCGGAAGAAGACUACGGGAACUACACCUGUGUUGCCGUGAACACCAUGGGGAUCACCAACGCCAGCAUAAUCCUUUAUGGUAAGGAAACACGAAGUCCCGGAGCGAUGCAUGAUGUGAACGGGGCGGCCGUGUUGCCCCGUUUCUCCGUAUGCCUCCUGCUGACUGUGACCUUACUCUACCUGCUGAAGUUCUGAUGUGAAAUGUGGCGAACCCCUCAAGCUUCUCUCAGCACUGAGCAGCAAGAACAGACUAUUAGUCCUGUAAGAAGAACGGAAAUUUAAGAGUGCCAGUGGUUCACCCUUAGUUUUCUUUCUUUUUCUUUCUGGCUUUGCAUCAGAGUCUGUUCUCUGUUGGCUCGCCAAGACUGAGAGGCAUCAAUCCGAGGAAAGGGAAAAAUUAAAAAUCAUGCACUAAUUUGAUGAUGGUAGAACUCCUGAGUUUGUGUCUCCCCUGACCUUUUUGUAUGUGAAAAGGGAAAAAGAAGAAAAAUACAUGUAACUGUUGAUAGUUGACUGUUUAUUGCCCAAUAUUGAAGUGUACAUUCAGAUUAUUAUUAUUGUGUCAUGUCCUGUUCAAUAUCUGUACAAUACCAUUAAGCUUUUUUAAGUAAAUGACAAAAAAAGGAAAAAAUGCAAUGUGAUUGUUGAAUUUUACUGUAUUUUUACAGUUGUAUGCAAAACAGAGUAACAGAUCCUUCAUGAUAAACAGUUCAGAAUAAUAAUAAAUAGUACACCAUGAUUUCUCAGGCAAAGUCCUACAGCAUAGUGCAUCCAAAUUUUUAUUUUCAUCCUAGUCUGUGUAGAAAAAUGUACAAAUGUGUACAGAGAAUUCCUGCACUGUUGUUUUUCAAAAUGCAUACACUCAUCAGAUGGCAUUUUUUAAAACACCUGAUCUCAGCAUCAUAGCAGCUCCACGGCAUAUUCAUAACCUGAAAACCUGAAACGAGAACCUCAUUUAUUUAUGUGAAGUGUCAUUGAGGACAGGAGUGCUGGUCAGUGUGCUGCUGCGUCGUCAACAGCAACAAAUUCAAUUAAAUAUCAGUGUUAAAAAAUGAUUUAACAGUACAAAUAACCUGCAUGUCGUGCUGAUGGCAUCAUUAAAGCUGCAGGUUAGUAGGUGGUCUAAUUAGCAGCAUUGAAAUGACUUCUCGCUAAGUGCUGCUGUUAAUUUGGGUAAAUUCAUGUAAUUUGUAAAAUUAUGUUUUU
Molecule: messenger RNA, 2652 nt
Organism: Centropristis striata (black sea bass)
Lineage: Eukaryota; Metazoa; Chordata; Actinopteri; Perciformes; Serranidae
Gene: opcml
Product: opioid binding protein/cell adhesion molecule-like
Exons: 7
Coding region: 595-1641 (348 amino acids)
Cellular component (GO): neuron projection
Source: RefSeq, a predicted model, not a curated record